This is a messenger RNA of Neodiprion virginianus, 889 nucleotides long. RefSeq lists its product as uncharacterized. The record is from RefSeq and is a predicted model, not a curated record. Gene Ontology annotation, molecular function: nucleic acid binding. Lineage: Eukaryota; Metazoa; Arthropoda; Insecta; Hymenoptera; Diprionidae. The coding region runs from base 34 to 819 and encodes 261 amino acids. The transcript is spliced from 2 exons.
AGUGGUUUUCAAAUAGAGAUUCAUUCUGGACGAAUGUUAACGGAAGAAGGAACUAAACAAGUGUCGUGCAUAGUACAAUCAGUAACUUCAACAACGCACAGUUAUACUAUACAGCCUACAAUUUCAGCGGACGGAAAAUUAUUAUCUCCUUUAUUUAUUGUUUUAAAAGAACGAUCUGGAACGUUCGGACCUAUAGUUGAACAACAUUUAUUCAGACCGCCAAAUAUUUUCAUCACAGCUUCCAAAUCAGGAAAACUUACUUCAGAGCAUUUCAAGAUGUGGUUAGAAGAAGUGUUUAUCCCAAAAGUGGGACCGAAGAGUCUACUUCUAAUUUAUUCUUGGAGUGGGCAUUGUUCUAGAGUUGUGCAAGAGACAACACCCCAAGACAAAAAGUUGACGACUUUAUUGAUACCGAAAGGAACCACUGGAAAAAUUCAACCUCUCGAUGUUUUCGGCUUCCGUAUAUGGAAAAAUUAUAUUCGUCAUUUUUCAGACACCCUAGUUCUUCUUGAUUAUGAUUUAAAUUUACAUUUAAGGAAUAAUAUAAUAAAAUUACAGUCUUUAGUUCACAACCAACUGUCAUCUCCGCGAUAUCAUAAUUUGUUUCGUUAUGCGUGGCAUAAAAGCGGGUUCAUUGCAAAGAAACCUGAUGAAUUUGAUAACCCCGUCGAUUUUGCAUUUGGACAGUCAUCUCAUCCGAAUUGUGAAAUCGAAGGUUGCACGAAUGUCGCAGUAAUCAGAUGUUCUUGGUGUAAAAAAUCACUUUGCCUACAGCAUUUUUUUGAUGAAUAUCAUUAUUGUACCGACUAUCAUCCAUAAAGCGAUUUAUAGAUAAACUUGGAACUUGUUUUUGAUUAAAGGGUGUGGCCACGGUAGAGGAAGUAGAAUC